Molecule: messenger RNA, 477 nt
Organism: Coffea arabica (coffee)
Lineage: Eukaryota; Viridiplantae; Streptophyta; Magnoliopsida; Gentianales; Rubiaceae
Product: CASP-like protein 1C1
Source: RefSeq, a predicted model, not a curated record
AUGACAAAGACAAAAAGCUCAAUUAUUGCAAGAAACCUUGCUUUUGUAUCAGCCAUCGUUGCAGCAAUUGUCAUGGCCACCGGUUCUGAGAAAAUUGAAACAGAUGAUUACGUAUUCAUAGCAAAAUUCGACAACUGGAAUAGCUUCAAGUACUUCUUUGCUGCAAAUGUCUUUGGAGGCCUUUAUAACCUUCUUGUACUUCUUCUUCCUUCUGGGAGUUUGCUUUGGCGCCCGGUGCUCGGCCUAGACAUGGUGGUCAACGUUAUCCUAAGUACAAGCUUGUCAGCAGCUUUUAGGACGGUGAAGGCAGGAAACUCUCAUACCAAUUGGUCACCUGUUUGCAUCUACGUCCCUAAUUUUUGUGGCAAAGUAUUUGGAGCCCUCAUCAUGGGUUCUAUUGGAUGCACAGUUAAUUUUCUUCUUCUUUGUUACUCUUUACAUGUGAUUGUAAAUCCCCUUCUUCUACUUCCUGAAUGA